GUCGAAUUAUGUCGGUAUUAUCCUAUUCAUUUAUGGUGGUAAUUAGGCAAAAUGUUUAAUCUGUAAGUCAAACCGGUUGUGACUACUGCAACCGUGAUAUUUCAGCUGUAACUGGUCUAUUCAUUUUUUUGUACAUAUGUGGAUUAUUUUUUAAUUUAUAAAUUAAAUCAACGAGAAGGAUAUAUGAGCAUUAUUAUUGGCAUUUAUAAAAGAAAGAGAAAUCAGUAGUUUCAGGCAGAAGAAGAAAGAAAUGAUGAGCCAGGAAGAAGAGAUGGGUAACAGGAAAAAUAAGCAAGAAAAUGAUGAUGAUGAUGAUCAUGAAAACGACAUGGUGAUGCCUGGCUUUAGAUUUCAUCCAACGGAGGACGAGCUUGUAGAGUUCUACCUUCGCCGUAAGGUAGAGGGCAAGAGAUUCAAUGUUGAACUCAUCACUUUUCUUGAUCUUUAUCGUUAUGAUCCUUGGGAACUUCCUGCAUUGGCAGCAAUUGGAGAAAAGGAAUGGUUUUUCUAUGUUCCAAGAGAUAGGAAGUACCGCAAUGGGGAUCGCCCAAACCGUGUGACAACUUCGGGUUAUUGGAAGGCCACUGGAGCUGAUAGAAUGAUCCGAACUGAUAAUUUCCGGUCCAUUGGGUUAAAGAAAACCCUCGUUUUUUAUUCUGGAAAGGCUCCCAAAGGCAUUCGAACAAGUUGGAUCAUGAAUGAGUAUCGGUUGCCUCAACAUGAAACUGAAAGGUUACAGAAGGCCGAGAUUUCACUGUGUAGGGUCUACAAACGAGCUGGAGUAGAAGACCACCCAUGUCUCCCUCGCACCCUCCCAACGACUAGGGCUUCAAUAUUAUCUGCAAGAGCUUCUAAUGUGGAAAAGAAGCAACAUUCAAAGAACUUGUUAAGUUUCCAGUCCUCUUUGGAACAACAAGGCCAAAGUUCAAACCAGCAAAAUGACGAAAAAUUAAGCGAAACGAGUGGUAGUAGCACCACGGACAUCGUUGGAACCGCUCUUGGUCUCUCCAGUCCUAUCAACCCCUCUAACUACAACAGCUUUAUUACUUCAUUUCCGCCCAUCACCACCACACUUCCACCACACGUACAUCAUGUACAUACGGCCUCUUUGGUCUCCCCAACCGCCUCCACGUCCUCCUCCGUAUUCCCAACCACUGUUGAUGAUCUUCACAGAAUUCUAAGCUAUCAACAAGCUUCUGUCAAUAAUCCAUCAUCUCAGGCUUUUCAUAUCCAAAAUUAUCAACAUAAAAUUUCUAAUACUUUUCUUCCACAACCACAACCACAUCAAUUGCCACCACAACCACAAUCACAGCAUCAACUGCAAAUGCAACCGCAUUCACAAGGACUUCUUGCUCUUAAUAACAUGGCAGGAGAGGUUCACGUCACUUUUCCUGAUAGGUUUUGGGAUUGGAAUCCCAUGCCCAGCUGCGAGGGAAGCAAGGAUUAUACCAACUCUUUCAAGUAAUUAUAUAUAUAAUGAGGAACUUAAAUAGUAAGAUUCAUGAGAGACUAUCAUUUUUAAUAUUGGCUUUCAUAUGGCCAUGCUUAGUUGGAGACAAUAUAUAUGUGUAAGCUAAUUGAAUAACAAGUAGCAUGUCGUAGCUGACAUGCUUUAUGCUAAUUCUUAAUAUUUUAAAGACAUGUAUUGCAUAAUAGGGUUUGGAAAUUAUGAAUCUUAUGGCUUGUGUCUUUGUGAUCCAUUUGUACUUUUGCUGGAGCUAAGCUUCCAUCAGCUAGAGACCUUUAUAUGUGUAUGAAUAGGGUAG
Messenger RNA from Lactuca saligna, 1766 nucleotides. The record is from the annotation of a GenBank genome assembly. Lineage: Eukaryota; Viridiplantae; Streptophyta; Magnoliopsida; Asterales; Asteraceae.